Molecule: messenger RNA, 1892 nt
Organism: Diorhabda carinulata
Lineage: Eukaryota; Metazoa; Arthropoda; Insecta; Coleoptera; Chrysomelidae
Product: juvenile hormone esterase-like
Exons: 11
Coding region: 157-1854 (565 amino acids)
Source: RefSeq, a predicted model, not a curated record
AAGACAAGUACCCAAUCAGAUUAUUUUAAUCAAUAUGUUGUUGUGAAGCAUUCAAUAGGUAAAUAGGUGCUCAAGAUACAUUUUUUAUUUGAUUUUAGAAUAGAUUCACGAUUUAAUUGGAAUUAUAUCGCGAUCCAAUAAAAAGAAGCAAAAAAAAUGUCGCGCUUCUACUUCACAGCAAUUUUUCUUGUUUCCUUCACUGCAAAUCUAGUGAACGGCGACGAUUAUUAUCAACCAUUUCCAUUGGGUAUAGUGAAAGGUAAAAAAAGAACCACCAUAACGGGCGUGUCUGUGUAUUCAUUUCAAGGAAUACCGUAUGCCGAACCACCUACAGGGGAAUAUAGAUUCAGGUCCGCUAAACCGAAAGAACCGUGGACCGAUAUUCUAGAUGCGACACAAGAAAGAAGUUUUUGUUUACAAAUGACCUCCGAUACAGUUGCCGGUAGUGAAGAUUGUCUUUUCAUGAACAUAUUUUCGCCCAAAGAUCCAAGUUCGAGUCCAAACCUCCCGGUGAUGGUUUAUAUUUACGGUGGAGGUUUCAUCGAAGGUACUUCUGAAGACGUCAACAUCGGUCCCGAUCAUCUAAUGAAUUACGAUGUUGUUUACGUCACUUUCAAUUACAGAGUCGGACCUUUCGGUUUCUUUUCCACCGGAGACGAAGUUAUACCCGGUAAUUACGGACUUAAAGAUCAAUUGGAAGCUAUAAAAUUCGUUAAAAAUUACAUUCAAUAUUUCGGUGGUAAUCCGGAAAAAAUUACUAUUUUCGGUCAAAGUGCUGGUUCGGCUUCAGUUCAAUAUCAACUUUUGAGUCCUAAAGCUAGAGGAUUAUUCAGAGGGGCUAUUUGCGAAAGCGGUUCGGCAAUAAGCGCUUGGGCUUAUCAAAGCAACCAAACCGAAAUUUCUUAUUUGCUAGCGUCUUUACUCAAUCCCUCUUUAAAAAAUGCUUCAUCCACGGAAGUUUAUCAAUAUAUGAAACAAUUACCAGCCGAACAAAUCGACAGAGCCGCUCAUAUCAUACAGAAAAUGGAAAAACCUUCAGACAAUCAAAUCCAGCAAGGAUUUUAUUUCGCUCCAGUUAUCGAGCCCGAACACGACGAUGCAUUUUUGACUCAAUCAAUGUUCAGGAUGUUUCUCUUGGGAACAUUUAAUACUGAAGUAAAAAUUAUGGUCGGGGUAAAUUCCGAAGAAAAUCUUUUUUACGUAUCCAAUAUGACCAAUCUUGAACAAAUGGCCACUGAAAUAACUGCGGAUAGUUCAAUAUUGAUUCCAAGAGGACUACAAGCUAAUGAAUCGAAGAAAGCUGAAAUAGCAAAUAAGAUUAAAGAAUUUUAUUCUCCCUACCUUCCCUUUUCCUUAAACUGGAGAAGCUUGAUAAAGUAUUUCAGUGAUCAAAGUUUUGCUAGAUCUCUUAUCAAAUCUGCUGAAUUACAAUCGAGAUGGACAGACGUUUGGUUUUACGAAUUUGCAUUUCAUGGUGUUUUGGGAGGAUAUACUGAAGAAUCAGUUGAUGGUUUCUCUGAGGAUGUCAGACAUGGGGAAGAGAUGAGUUUUAUACUUAGACGUAAUUACGGAGGGUUAAAUACAACUGAUUUAUCGAAAUAUCCUGAAAUCGAUCAACUGGUCCAAAAACGAGUGAUCACGAUGUGGACCAACUUUGCCAAAUAUUUGAAUCCUACUCCUGAACCAACUGAACUAUUAGAAAAUAUAAUUUGGCCUACCGUUAAGCCUGAAGAUUUCAAAUAUUUAGCUAUAGGAUCUUGGUUAGAAGUUAAAACUAAUCCGAAGCUGGACAUGUAUAUGUUUUGGAACGAAAUAUUCUAUACAUAUGGCGCACAACCUUUUAUUUCUUGGUAAAUUUUCAUGAAUGUCUUUAUAAAAAAAUUUUCAAAUUA